AUAUGAAUAUAGCUGGUGGUGAUGGCGGUGCCCUAUCACAGCAGCAGUCGUUUUCAUCGGGCGGAGGCGUUGGUGCUACUUUGAUCCACAAUGCACAGCAGAGAGUCUCUCCCUCUUCCUCACCCUGCCCCACCCAAGUUAAUGUGCAGAACUGCUCAGUGUCCUCGACAUCCUUCAUGCAACAGAUCCUCAACAGCUCCUCAUCCAAUGACACUCCGCCCUUAGGAUACCUCAAGACUGAACCACAAGACACCCCGGAACCACUCAGGGAACAGGACAGGUUUCUUCCUAUUGCAAAUGUUGCACGUAUAAUGAAGAGUGCAGUUCCUAAGAGCGGUAAGAUAGCGAAGGACGCCAAGGAGUGUGUACAAGAGUGCGUCUCCGAGUUCAUAUCUUUCAUCACCAGUGAGGCCAGUGAGAAAUGUGCGCAUGAGAAGCGCAAGACAAUCAACGGAGAAGACCUCAUAUACGCCAUGCAGCAGCUGGGAUUCGAUAGUUAUGUGGAACCACUGAGGAUAUACCUGCAGAAGUACAGAGAGUCCAUCAAAGGAGAGAAGCUAGCCGUUUCUCCAGUAUCCUACCAUGCCUCAAACACAACCUCCUCCUCUUCCCACCUCAACCAACAGCAGAGUAUCUCUUUACUGACAACUACACAAGGAGGCCAGCAGCAACUCAUGCCAGUGACACUAACUGGAAACGCCAGUGGGUUUGAUUCCAACGGGCAAGUCGUGUCCUCAGUCAGUGUAGAAGAUGACGGCACUUCAAAUAACACAAUUUUUACUUUAAUACCAAUUCAGCAGAGCAAUUCAUCAAAUGGCGUCUUAUCGUUAGACGGCCAACAGCAACAACCCAUAGCUGAAUCUACCAGAUUAGAUAUACAAAGCAACUCAAUAUUGGGCGGCGACGGUCAGCCUAUAAUCACAUCGAGUGGAAAUAUCCAGGAUUCUUCUAGUGUAAUUUGGGCGUAUGAUUCUUCGCAUAUGUAGUUGUUAGUUGCAGCAGGCUGAUAUCUUGGAAAACCUUGAAUACUGGACUUACUAGAAAACAAAUAAGAUAAACUUUUUUCCACUGAUGUGUUUUAGUUAACUAGAAUGUAAGCAUAUUGAAGUUUGCUUGUUUUUAAUGCCUCUACGAGGUGGGCAGAAUGUUGCCACUUUAGUUUUGCAUUUGUAUUUUUUCUCAAAUAGUGUCUAUUUCUUGUAAUUUAUUUUGAAAAUUAA
This is a messenger RNA of Symsagittifera roscoffensis, 1220 nucleotides long. RefSeq lists its product as uncharacterized. Lineage: Eukaryota; Metazoa; Xenacoelomorpha; Acoela; Convolutidae. The transcript has 4 exons. Gene Ontology annotation, molecular function: DNA-binding transcription activator activity, RNA polymerase II-specific; RNA polymerase II cis-regulatory region sequence-specific DNA binding; protein heterodimerization activity. Gene Ontology annotation, cellular component: nucleus; CCAAT-binding factor complex. The record is from RefSeq and is a predicted model, not a curated record. Bases 3 to 986 code for a protein of 327 amino acids. Gene Ontology annotation, biological process: regulation of transcription by RNA polymerase II.